AUGACACCCCAGAUGUUCCCCCUGUUGCUGCUGCUACUCCUGGCCGGGCUCCCCGCCACACGGCCGGCUCCCCCGACCUGCUACUCUCGGAUGCUGGCCCUGAGCCGGGAGAUCACCUCUGACUUCCAGAGCCUGCAGGCCACAGAGCCCUUGGAGGCGUGUGUGAGAUACCUGCCCAGGCUGUAUCUGGAUAUACAUAAUUACUGCGUGUUGGCCAAGCUGCGGGACUUUGUGGCAUCAUCCCAGUGCUGGAAGGUGGCCCAGGUGGACACCUUGAAGGACAAAGUGCGGAAACUGUACACCAUCAUGAACUCGUUCUGCAGGAGAGAUUUGGUGUUCCUGUCGGAUGACUGCAAUGCGUUAGAAUACCCAAUCCUAGUGACCACGGUCCUCCCGGAUCAUCAGAGCUAA
Rangifer tarandus platyrhynchus (Svalbard reindeer) is the source of this 411-nucleotide messenger RNA. The record is from the annotation of a GenBank genome assembly. NCBI's taxonomy places the organism in Eukaryota, Metazoa, Chordata, Mammalia, Artiodactyla, Cervidae.